Messenger RNA from Phragmites australis (common reed), 923 nucleotides. Its product is annotated as mitochondrial import inner membrane translocase subunit TIM22-3-like. Gene Ontology annotation, cellular component: TIM22 mitochondrial import inner membrane insertion complex; chloroplast envelope. NCBI's taxonomy places the organism in Eukaryota, Viridiplantae, Streptophyta, Magnoliopsida, Poales, Poaceae. The record is from RefSeq and is a predicted model, not a curated record. The transcript has 5 exons. Gene Ontology annotation, biological process: protein targeting to chloroplast; protein insertion into mitochondrial inner membrane. Bases 49 to 615 code for a protein of 188 amino acids. Gene Ontology annotation, molecular function: transmembrane protein transporter activity.
GGGUAAUAAGCGAGAAAGAAAGGAGAAAGGAGCGCAGCAAGAGGAGAGAUGGCGGCGAGGCGCGGGCGCGAAUGGGACGGGGACGAGCUGGGCGCGCCGCCGUCGACGCCGCUCGCUGCGCCCGUCGUCUGCCUCCUGCGCUCCGCCGGGGACCUCGCCGCCGGCGCCUUCGUCGGCUCGCUCGUCGGAUACGGAAAAGGUUUGAUCACGAAUCAAGGUAUGAAAGCUUCACUCAGCAACGCUGGAUCCUCUGCCAAGACUUUUGCAGCUCUGGCUGGUGUCCAAAGUAUCAUCAUGUGCUUGUUGAAAAGACUGCGGGGGAAAGAUGAUUUUAUCAAUGCUGGCGUGGCUGGUUGUUCCACAGGCCUUGCUUUGAGCUUUCCAGGUGCACCGCAAGCAAUGUUCCACAGCUGUGUCACCUUCGCGGCGUUCUCCAGCAUAAUGGACGGGCUCAACAAGCAGCAGGCCGCAAUGGCGCUCACACUUGAGCGGAACUCUUUGACAGAGAAGCGUCAGGAGGGUGGUGUUCUCCCACCGUUUACACUUCCGCCACUUCUGGAUGCUUCAGACGCGUUAGGUUCAUUCUGCCAGACCUUGCUCAAGCGCAAGCACUAGACUCUGCUCAAUUCGGACCCCCAAACGUGUAGUUUCUCUAUCUGGGCUCGUUUAGCAUUCUGGAUUUCUGAACAGUGAUGUAGCGCAUUUUUGGUGUCGAGCUUGAUCGAGUAUGGUAACAUCAAUUUUUGUAUCUAGUCUUGUUGAUUCAGUUUUGUAACAAGCUUAACAAAGAGAUAACGAUGACAUGACUGUUUUUCAUCAGAGAGAUUCUACUUCUGUCCAGUCAUCAUGUUAAACCGGCAGAAUGGCACGUAUUUGUUCUUGGCAAAAUAAAUGGUAAACAUGGAAUUCGCAUUUUCAUCGAA